CACAGUUUUGUUUUAAAUAUUGAAGAAAUGUAUCAGUAACAGCGAGUAAAAUGUAAUCACUUUUAAGAAGUAAAAUGUGUAUAAAUAGUAAAAUCUGCAAAAUAGAGGAGCAGGACCAGGAGCAGGAGCAGGACCAGGACCGAGUCGGAAACACUUUCGCCGUCGUCUCCCCUCCAUCAAGGUCAGUAUAAAGGAGGAUUUGACUCCUGGGACGCAGUAGUACCCUCCUGUUCCUCGCCGACCGACAUGUGGGUUUCUCCGCUGGCAUUGGUCGUUCUGGCUCUGGUACUUUCCGCCCGGCACGCCUCCUGCGAACCUCCGCUGCCAAGUUAUAUUGGUCAUGGAGGAGGUGGAGGAGCGGGUAGUCACAAAAUUGAAGUCGCCAAACACGGCGGAUAUCUGGAAGACGACUCGUUCCAUGGAGGACGAGGCUACAGCAGCGGUGGCCCUGGAAAGGGUCAUGGUGGGACAAUAAAAACUAUUGUAGUCCGAGGAAGCGGAGGAAGUGGAAGAGGACUUUCAAGUUUAUUCGGAUUGGGAGGUAGUUACAGCAGUGGAGGGUACAGCGGGUAUCCAAAAGUUAGUUAUAGCAGUGGAGGUUACAGUAGUGGUGGUUACAGAGGAUAUUCCAGUAGUGGAUUGAAAAGUGGACCACAUGGAGGAGGGUAUAGCGGUGGAAGUAUAAGUGGAUACUCAGGAGGAAGCCAUAGUGGGGGUUAUGGAGGAUUCUCAGGAGGAGGUGGAGGAUAUUCGAGCGGAGGAUAUUCAGGUGGAGGACACAGUGGCCUCGGAGGAUAUUCAGGUGGAGGACAUAGUGGUCUCGGAGGAUAUUCAGGUGGGGGACACAGUGGUCUCGGAGGAUAUUCAGGUGGGGGACACAGUGGUCUCGGAGGAUAUUCAAGUAGUAGCUUAAGCAGUGGAGGCCAUGGAAGUUAUUCGGGUGGAGGAUAUAGCAGUGGAGGUAAAGGUGGAUAUCUCGGAGGUGGUCAUGGUGGUGGAUAUUCGCAAAGUGGUUUAAGCUCCGGAGGAUAUUCAGGUGCCCACGGUGGACUUGGAGGGUAUUCUAGCGGUGGGCACGGAGCUGGACAUGGAGGAUAUUCAACCGGAGGAUACAGUAGUAGUGGUAUCGGUGGUCACUCUACAGGAAGUUACAGCGGCCUGGGGCAUGGAGGAUACUCUAGCUCUAGCGGAGGAUAUUCAGGACUUGGUGGGUACUCGAGUGGUGGUUUGUCUUCUGGUGGCCAUGGUGGCUACUCAGGAAGUAGCUACAGUAGCGAUGGUCAUGAUAGCAGCGCUGAUGGAGGAUAUGGUGGAAGUGGGCACGGAGGAUAUUCUGGUGCUACUGGGGGCCUCGGUAGUUACUCAGGAGGAGGUCUAGGUACAAGUGGGUCAGGAUCUCAUGGAAGUGGAGGUUACGACGGAUACAGCAGUGGAGGACAGAGUAGUUACAGUGGAGGACAGAGUAGUUACAGUGGAGGACAGAGCAGUUACAGUGGAGUGGGAGGGCAUAGUGCGGGUCAUGGUAGUGAUUACACCGGGGGUGUUGCCGAAUACCCUGGAGGUUCCAGUUACUCCAGUGGAGGCCACGACAACUACAGUGGAGGAUAUUCCACUGUGGGGAGUAGUUACAGCUCUGGUGCAGACAGCCACGGUUCAGGGGGGAGUGACAGCUACGCCAGUUCCUACCAAGGAUCCUACUCCAGCCCCAGCGCAUCGUCAUCAGGCGGCCAUAGGGUGUCCUCAGGUUACAACUGAAACUCCUCGAGAGCCUGUUCGUUAUUGAGUCAACCAAAUAUUUAUUAACUGUUACUACAAUUUUGUACAAAACUAAGUUAUUUUCAAUUAAAAAUUCAAGGAGUUGUAGAUACAAACUGUAAAUAGUAUUUCUGUAUGUCAAAUAUAUUUGUUAUAAAACGGUA
Messenger RNA from Homalodisca vitripennis (glassy-winged sharpshooter), 1919 nucleotides. RefSeq names its product loricrin-like. The transcript has 5 exons. The record is from RefSeq and is a predicted model, not a curated record. NCBI's taxonomy places the organism in Eukaryota, Metazoa, Arthropoda, Insecta, Hemiptera, Cicadellidae. The coding region runs from base 247 to 1755 and encodes 502 amino acids.